AUGUUCUACCAGUACAAUGGCACCAAAUAUCUUUUGAAUUUGAUUGACACUCCGGGCCAUGUUGAUUUCAGCUACGAAGUCUCCCGCUCACUGGCCGCCUGUCAGGGAACUCUUCUUCUUGUAGACGCAUCACAGGGCAUACAAGCCCAGACAGUGGCAAAUUUUUUCUUAGCCUUUGAUCAGGGAAUCACAGUCGUGCCUGUCAUCAACAAAAUCGAUCUCCCUGCUGCACAGCCAGAUCGAGUGAUACAACAAAUCGAAAGUACUUUUGAAUUGGACGGCAAUGACAUACUCAAGGUCUGGCGUUUGCCAGAUGGCGAUGUCAAUAAACCACUUCGAGCACUGCUGUUUGAUUCGUGGUAUGAUACCUACGUCGGGGUUGUCUGUCUAAUGGCCGUAGUUGAUGGGAAAUUGCAAAAAGGCGACAAGUUAUUAUCUGCUUAUUCUCAAAUACGCUACGAUGUUAUGGAAGUUGGAAUUAUGCAUCCUGAGCAAACAUCAACGGGUUAUUUACACGCUGGACAAGUGGGCUAUGUCAUAUGUGGCAUGAAAGUAGCAUCUGAAGCACAUAUCGGGGACACGUUUUAUCAUGUCAAAGCUCCCGUCCAGCCAUUUCCUGGAUUUGAGCCCGCGAAGCCAAUGGUAUUUUCGGGUAUAUUUCCAAUAGACACGAAUGACUUUAAUAAACUUGACGAAUCAAUCACGAAACUCACCAUCAACGAUGCGAGCGUCUCUGUACAGAAAGAAUCUAGGUUGGGUGAGGACGCCAGUAAUGACAAUAAUGAAUACCACAGAAAGUAUGGCACUCGGACAGGGUUGGAGAAUAGGCUUUCUGGGAACAUUACAUAUGGACUAACCUAUAACGACGGCACCGUUAAAACAAUCCGGAAUCCUGCCGAUUUCCCUGAUCCUCACGAAAUAUCAACAUCCGUACUAUCCGUCUCCGAACCAAUGGUUCUCGGUACUGUCAUUCUACCCGAUCAAUACAUGGGUCCGGUAAUGGACUUAUGUGGAGCUAGGCGAGGUGAACAAUUAGAAUACACUUAUAUUGACGAGGCGAGGGUUAUUGUAAAGUACAUUCUGCCACUCGGGGAAAUCGUUAAGGAUUUUCAUGACGAAUUGAAGGGGAGAAGUAGUGGAUACGCAAGCUUUGACUAUGAAGAUAUGGGCUACCGAGAAGCAGAUAUUGUCAAGAUGAAUGUUUUAAUAAACCACAAGCCAGUUGAUGCCCUCGCCGCCAUUCUCCAUCGUAGUCAAGCAGAAGUUGUUGGUAGGGAAUGGGCAAGGAAGCUUAGAGAUGUCAUUCCAAAGCAGCUAUUUGAGGUUGCAAUACAGACAGCUAUUGGGAAUAAAAUUAUCGCUAGAGAGACUAUUUCUGCUUUAAGGAAGAACGUCACUGCUAAAUGUUAUGGGGGAGAUGUCACUAGGAAGAUGAAAUUAUUAAAUAAACAGAAGGAAGGCAAAAAGAAGCUCAAAAUGAUUGGCAAUGUUGAAUUGCCCCAAAAGGCAUUCUAUGACUUCUUGUCAAAGGAUAAAGGCAAGUCUAAAUAA
Molecule: messenger RNA, 1551 nt
Organism: Paraglomus brasilianum
Lineage: Eukaryota; Fungi; Glomeromycota; Glomeromycetes; Paraglomerales; Paraglomeraceae
Source: the annotation of a GenBank genome assembly